Dictyostelium discoideum AX4 is the source of this 1953-nucleotide messenger RNA. RefSeq lists its product as hypothetical. The transcript has 4 exons. NCBI's taxonomy places the organism in Eukaryota, Evosea, Eumycetozoa, Dictyosteliales, Dictyosteliaceae. The record is from RefSeq and is a predicted model, not a curated record. Gene Ontology annotation, molecular function: heme binding; electron transfer activity; GTP binding. Bases 1 to 1953 code for a protein of 650 amino acids.
AUGAUCAAAAUUCCAGAUAACAUGUUAAGAUUAUCAUUUUUAAAAACAAUUUCAAAUAAUUUUUCAAAAAAUAUAUAUUACAAUAAUAAUAAUAAUAAUAAUUUUAAAUUUUUUACAACAACAACAACAACGACAACAAACACAAAUACAACAACAGAAAAUAAAAUUAAAAAUGAAAAUGAAAAUGAAAUAAAUAUAAAUUCAAAUAAAAAAUUAAAUAGUAAAGAAAGAAAUAUAUUAUUAGGAAAAGCUUUAAAAAUGAAAAAAAAAAAUGAAAAAAUUGAAUCAAUAAAUGAAAAAUUGAAAAUUGAAUCAGAUUUACAAAAAAAUGAAUUUGAUAAAAUCUUAAAUUUAGAUAAAGUAAAAUUACCAAGAUGUACAGGAUGUGGUAGUACAUUACAAACGAAAUCACCAAAAGAACCUGGUUAUUUACCAGAAUCAAUUGCAAUUAAACAUAUUGAACAAUUAAAUGAAGAGAAAAUUGAAAAAAUUGAAAACAGUAAACCAAUUGAAGAACAAGAUAAAUCUGGUGAAGAAUAUUUUAAUUCAUUUUAUAUAAUUAAAAAAAAAAAUAAUGAAAAGAAAGUUUGUCAAAGAUGUCAUAUUUUAAAAAAUUAUGGUAGAGUUGCACCAGUGGCAAUACCAAUUGAAAAAUUUAAAGAUAAUUUAUCACAAUUAAAGGAUUUAAAUUGUUUAGUUGUAAAAGUUGUUGAUUUAAUGGAUUUUAAUGGUACAUUUAUUGAAGAUUUUAGAGAGAUUAUUGGUAGAAAUCCAGUUAUAGUUGUUGGAAAUAAAAUGGAUCUUUUACCAGACGAUAUUCAUAAGGAUAGAAUUGAACAAUGGAUUAGAACUGAAGCAAAGAAACGUGGUUUAAAUCAUAUUUCACAUGUAAAGUUAAUUAGUAGUGCAAGUGGUGACGGUAUGAAACAAUUUAUCAUUGAGUUGGAAAAACUUAGAAAGAGUCGUGAUGUUUUCAUCGUUGGUUGUUCAAAUGUUGGUAAGAGUACCUUUGUGAAUACCUUAAUUAAAGAGUAUAAUAAUCGUGUUGAAUUUACAACCAAUGAGAAAUUGGAGUCUAAGAAGCAAUCUGAACCAUUGACAAUUCAAGAACAAAAAGACUUAGAUAGAGAAAAACUUUUAAAAUCUUUACAAUCUAAAAUCACAACUUCCGUAUUACCAGGCACAACAUUAAAUUUACUCUCAUUACCACUUUGGGAUAAUUCAACAUUAUUCGAUACACCAGGAAUUGAUAAUCCACGUCAAAUGAUUAAGAAUUUAACAAUUGAUGAAUUAAAACAAGUCAUUCCAUCAAAACGUAUUAAACCUCAAUUGGCUCAUAUGAUUGAAGGUAAAUCACUUUUUAUUGGUGGCUUAGUCAGAAUUGAUUACGAUGGUCCAUUAUCAACAUUUAUGAUUUACACUUCAAAUUCAAUCCCACUUCAUAUAACUUCAACUCAAAAAGCAAAUUUCAUCCUCAAAAGACAUCAAGGUUCAUUUUUAACUCCACCAAUUUUAAGUGGUUCUGAAUUUAGUUUAGAUAAUAAAACUACUCAAGAAGAACAAAAACAAAAACAAGAAGAAGAAGAAGAAGAAGAAAUAGAAGAAGGAGAAGGGGAAUUGGGAAAUGAAGAAAAACAAAAAUUAAUUGAAAAAUCUAGACAAGAAAUUAUUGAUCAAAGAUAUAAAAAAUUAUCACAAUAUGAUUUGGAAAUAUUAGAUAAAUUCAAAUUUAGUCAAAUUAGAACAUUUACUAUAAAACCUGAAAAAAUAGAUUUUGACCAUACUUAUAUAGAUUUAGUUAUUUCUGGUUUAGGUUGGAUAUCAAUCAAAUCAUUAUCAAAGAAAAUUAAAAGUUCAAAAUUAGUCAUUCAUACUCCAAAUAAUAUUGAUAUUAGUUUAAGACCUCCUUUAAUUCCAAAAACUAAAAUAUAUUCAAAAAAUAAAAUAAAAUAA